Molecule: messenger RNA, 1531 nt
Organism: Solanum dulcamara
Lineage: Eukaryota; Viridiplantae; Streptophyta; Magnoliopsida; Solanales; Solanaceae
Product: BTB/POZ domain-containing protein At3g22104-like
Exons: 3
Coding region: 93-1439 (448 amino acids)
Molecular function (GO): protein binding
Source: RefSeq, a predicted model, not a curated record
UCCUUCUGAAUGAACUUUGACAUCCCAGUUAAUGGUUUCUUUUAACAUUCAUUUCCCCGUCUUUUAGCUCUUGGAACCAUCCAACUUUGACUAUGCAAAAUUUCUGUCUUCUUGAGGUUGAUGUCAAUGGCCAAGAAAUAUUCUUGGUGGACAAGACUAUUCUUGCAUCUUUCUCAGAAAGAUUAAGAAAACUAUUCAGUAAGUUGACAGGGAAAACAAGAAGGCUGAAACUAAUUUUCAACAAAUUUCCAGGAGGUGCUGAGUGUUUUGAACUGAUUGUUAAGUUUUGCUAUAAUGGUGGUAGGAUAAAGAUAACUCCUUUUAACAUGUUUCAACUGCAUUGUGCUGCCAAUUACCUUGAAAUGAAUCAAGAAAUGCAGGGGAAACCAAAUUUGGUCGAACAAACGAUUUCUUUUUUUGAAAAGAUUCAUUACAUGACAUGGUCUGAGCUGAUUAUUGGCUUGAAAAAUUGCCAAGAAUUGAUCUUUUUCAUGCCAUCUUCAUCUUUACUUCAAGAGUUCUUGGAUUGUGUGGUAGGAAGGCUUGAACUACAUUACAUUUCUAGCCCAUGUGCAUCUUCUACCGACAAUUCGUCCAUGCAGUUUUCAGGUGACAUUAGUACAGAAAGCAGGGGAAUUUACACUUCUCAAGCAACCUGGUGGUUUACAGAUCUUGGAUUCUUGAACCUUAAUAUGUUCAAGAAGAUUAUAGGCACAAUGAUUUCUAAGAAAUUGGAUCAUCAUGUUAUCUCUUCAUUCCUAUUUUAUUACAAAAGAAUGAAAUGUCCAAAUGCUUCAUCAGUUCAGAAAUGCAGAAUCAUUGAGACAGUAAUUAAAUUCCUUUAUUCUCUUGAUAGCAGCUUCAUGUCUAUCAGAGGUCUAUUUGACAUUCUUCAGGCAUCAGUGACCUUAAAAAUGAGCAAAUGUUCAGUAGGAAAAUUAGAACAUUUAAUUGGCUCCCAGUUAGAUAGAGCUAAACUGGAUGAUUUGCUUGUUCCUUCUCCAGCUGGUAAAAAAAUUGCUUACAAUAUCAAUCUAAUUCUGAGGUUGCUGGACAUAUUCCUCUCCAGUAGCCGCGAAAAAUUAUUGAUGUACCAAGUGAAGAAAGUUGUUGAGUUAAUUGAUCUCUAUAUCAUGGAAGUGGCACCUGAUCCUUGUCUUAAACCUUCAAACUUCUUGGCAUUGGUCAUGGCUAUGCCGGAUAUUGCAAGAGAAUCCUAUGACAAAAUUUAUACUGCAAUGGAUAUGUACCUCAAGGUACAUAUUAAUGGUUUAUGUGAAGAAGAAAAGAUAAAGAUAUGUUGUGUGCUGAACUAUGAGAAGCUCUCUGAAGAAACUCUGAAGGAAGUAGCUCAAAAUGAAAGCUUUCCAACUUGUGCAUUAGUCACUCUGCAGAACAGGCUCAGAUAUUCAGUCACAAGGACUUCAAAUUUUUCUUAAAUACUUGGUGAUCAUAUGAAUCAAUGUAGUCUUUGAAAAGCAAGCAGUGCAAUGUAUAUAUUAGUCUUUAAAGAGCAAUAUAUGUAAGGUGU